Dermacentor albipictus is the source of this 1706-nucleotide messenger RNA. RefSeq lists its product as uncharacterized. NCBI's taxonomy places the organism in Eukaryota, Metazoa, Arthropoda, Arachnida, Ixodida, Ixodidae. The record is from RefSeq and is a predicted model, not a curated record.
UCGGCCGGACCGAUUUCAACCUAACGCAAUGGUCCCGGCUCUGUGAGAAAUUGGAUGCAGCUUCUGCGUGGUACCACCGUCUUUCUGAUCAACAAUCUUUGAACUGCUCAAAGUUUGGCUCCUGUGCGGACACGCUUCUGCAAUCUGGCGGCACUUCCCAUCAACUUAGUGCAGUUGGCGUGUCGUCAAUGGCCCAGAGUCUGGGCCUUCCCAGCAACGCGGCAUCGCUGGGCCAGAGCAUGGGCCUGCCCGGCUUCCUGGUUCAGACGGACCGCGUGACCGCCACGCCGUCGCAGUGUGUCGCCGACUCUGGCCAGGAAGGCGUCUGCGUGCUCGCCAAGCAGUGUCUCAGGGAGGGAGGCGUCUCGCUGGGACGGUGCUCCGACGGGAAACUGAUCUGCUGCCACCGUCCCGAACAGGAGACGUCGGUCAGGUGCGGCAGCGUGGUGACCGACGACGAGGUGGUGUUCCGCAGCCCCGAGUACCCGCACCAGCCAGCCGUGUUCGGCCAGUGCCAGGUCACGGUGCACGCCCGAGAGGAGGUCUGCCAGCUGCGGCUGGACUUCUCCGAGUUUUCGCUCUCGCCGCCGGAGACUUGCGGACCCCGGGCGGGCCACUGCCUGGACGACGCGUUCAGCGUGUCUGCAGGCCUCGAGUCCGCCAACUACCCCGUCCUCUGCGGUUACAACAGCGGCCAGCACAUGUACGUUGACGUGAGCCAGACCAAGCAGGCCGUCCUUUCUGUUCGCCUGAGUGCCCGCACAGAAAUGGAGCGCCGGUGGAGCAUUCGCAUCACGCAGGUGGCCUGCUGGAGUCCCAAUAUGGCUCCUGAGGGCUGUCUGCAGUACCACACCAAAGCUGCAGAUAUCAUCACCAGCUUCAACUUCGCCCGCAACCCAACCGGUUUCCAUUAUUUUGCCAAUAUGCAUUACUCCAUUUGCAUCCGACGUCAGCUCGGCUUUUGCUCCAUCCUGUUCCAGGAGAAUGGUGCCAACGGCUUCCGCCUCAGCCCCCUGAUAAACCAGCGUUGCCGCGACGCUUACGUACUCAUUCCUACCGGCUCGACUGGCACUGUCACCGAGGGCAACCUGGGUGACCGCAUCUGCGGCACCACUUUUACACCUGUUGCUUCCAACCUCGCACCCUUCCGUGUAUCGUUCGUGACUGGGCCUCGUAUUGGCUACACGGACUGCCCUUGCCCGGGACGCCGCCCGAGUGCACCUACAUCGCGCCCCAACACUCCAGAGCGCCCCGAUUUUCCCCCACGCCAGCCCACUCUGCCCCCACGCCAGCCCACUCUGCCACCACGCCAGCCCACACUGCCGCCACUUCCGGUUGGACCCCCUCGUCCCAACCCACCUACCGCGACACUGCCGCCACUUCCGGUUGGACCCCCUCGUCCCAACCCACCUACCGCGACUGUUCCUGAGACUCCUAUCGGAUCCCAGCAACCCGGAGGACUGGGCUUCCCUCCUAUCGGAUCCCAGCAACCCGGAGGACUGCGCUUCCCUCCGACAAACCAGACUCUGGUGGUGGGAAGGCAGUUCGCCGACGCCCUGGUGUGCCGCGCUGGCGGCUUCAGUCUGCGCUACGCUCAGCUACCUCACGGUUGCUGAGUGUCCACGUGUCUACCUCCCCGUUCUAGUCAACUGUACAGUUCUGUAAAUACUGUAAAUACUGCAAUAAAGUAUUGUAUAUUCACGGCG